Messenger RNA from Acaulospora colombiana, 691 nucleotides. NCBI's taxonomy places the organism in Eukaryota, Fungi, Glomeromycota, Glomeromycetes, Diversisporales, Acaulosporaceae. The record is from the annotation of a GenBank genome assembly.
AUGGAGUGUGGGGCUGCAUUGGAGUCUUGGAGACGAUUGUCCGCUAAUCUUAGAUCGUACUUUGUAGAUAUCGAAACGUUGAGAAGCACCUAUCACAUCUGUGGCACACUCUGUGGCACCCUACCUCAGGCCACUCAACAAAAUGUUUUUCUCGGCCUGCCUCUGGUUCUCCUCCCAGAAGAAGUGGUUACUUUGGUUAAUGAAACAAUAAUUAUUGACGAUCAUGCAUCGCACGGAUCCCCUACCGCUCAGCAACUUGCAGAAUGGAAUGACAAUAGGAAAAGGGCUAAUGAAGCUCUAGGAAUGAAGAAUCUCCCUCGAGCACCACCAAAGAUGAGCGAUGAAGCUCUCCAGAAACGCCUUGAACGACAGAAACGAAAGGAAGCUCAGUCAAAACCUGUAGCGGAAACUGACGUCGUAAAUGCACCGGAAACACCAAUAUAUCAACAAUCUCAGUCGACCAGUGCAAAAGAGAAGAGCUAUGCCUUCACGAUACCAGCAACGUCAGAUCUUCCUUGGUACAACUCUACUGGCUAUCAUACUCUCGAAGAAGUACGCUCCGCAGGCAUUUGGACAUACCCAGAAUCUCUAAAGGAGAGAGCAAAGUGUGCGAUCUUCCACGAUUUGUGGAAGAAGGGCUACUAUAUGGGUAGCGGGUUGCGAUUUGGUGGUGACUGGUUGGUGUAUCCUG